AUGAGGACCACGACCACCAUGAGAACAAGACGAACAACUUCCCAUCAGUCGAGACGAACCACGACAGAACCUCGUACGAAACGGACGACGUCUGCCCCUGAAACGAGACAAACAACCAUCACCACUCAGAAGACUCGGAAUGAUAGAAGAAGACGCGGGCGGCCCACUACCACCACUCCAAGAUCGACUACCAUUACUCCAAGAUUCACAACCACUACUCUAAAAUCCACUUUCACCGGCCGAAGGAAGUUCAAAGGACGCGGAUAA
This is a messenger RNA of Caenorhabditis briggsae, 267 nucleotides long. The record is from RefSeq and is a predicted model, not a curated record. Lineage: Eukaryota; Metazoa; Nematoda; Chromadorea; Rhabditida; Rhabditidae. The coding region runs from base 1 to 267 and encodes 88 amino acids. The transcript has a single exon.